Molecule: messenger RNA, 1503 nt
Organism: Erinaceus europaeus (western European hedgehog)
Lineage: Eukaryota; Metazoa; Chordata; Mammalia; Eulipotyphla; Erinaceidae
Gene: SRR
Product: serine racemase
Exons: 9
Coding region: 399-1400 (333 amino acids)
Biological process (GO): pyruvate biosynthetic process; L-serine metabolic process; D-serine biosynthetic process
Cellular component (GO): cytoplasm
Molecular function (GO): L-serine ammonia-lyase activity; threonine racemase activity; pyridoxal phosphate binding
Source: RefSeq, a predicted model, not a curated record
UAAUUCCACCAUUCCAGUGACCUCUGGUUUUGGUUUUCGUUUUCGUUUUUGUCAUCUCUUGGGCUUCACCACUCCAGGUUGAACUUUUCAGAUAAAGAUAGAAACAGACUGGAAAGCACCACACCAGAGCUUCCGCCGGUGUGGUGGUGGCCCCUCUCAAACCGGAGUUAUUUGUAUAGCAAAGCAAGUUCACUGUCCAGCCACAAGAUGAUCCAAUCAGAGUCCUUAUCCAGACUUUUUAAAUUGAAACUGAGAAAACCCCUCUCCAGUGUGGAAGCCUUUAAAAUAUAAAACAUGGGAGCUCUCAGGAGCCCUGUGUCCUGCUACGUGGAACCAAGCUUGUCUACAAUGAAAAACAAUGAAGCCAACCAGCAGAAGGCAGCAAAGGUUUCAUAACGAUGUGUGCUCAGUACUGCAUCUCCUUUGCUGAUGUUGAAAAAGCACGUCUCAACAUUCAAGACUUUGUCCAUCUCACACCAGUGCUAACAAGCUCAAUUUUGAAUCAAGUAACAGGUCGCAAUCUUUUCUUCAAAUGUGAACUCUUCCAGAAAACUGGAUCUUUUAAGAUUCGUGGUGCACUGAAUGCAAUCAGAGGCUUGAUUUCUGCCACUUCAGAAGAGAAACCCAAAGCUGUUGUUACUCACAGUAGUGGAAACCAUGGACAGGCUCUUGCCUAUGCCGCUAAACUGGAAGGAAUUCCUGCUUAUAUCGUGGUGCCCCGAACAGCUCCCGAUUGUAAAAAGAUGGCAAUACAAGCAUAUGGUGCUUCUAUAGUGUGCAGUGAACCAACUGAUGAGUCCAGGGAAAAUGUUACAAAAAGAAUUGUGGAGGAAAUGGAAGGCAUCAUGGUACAUCCAAACCAGGAACCUACAGUGAUAGCUGGGCAGGGGACAAUUGCUCUGGAAGUGCUCAACCAGGUUCCCUUGGUAGAUGCACUGGUGGUACCUGUAGGAGGAGGAGGAAUGGCUGCUGGGAUAGCCAUUGCCAUUAAGACUCUGAGACCUAGUGUGAAGGUAUACGCUGCUGAACCUGUAAAUGCAGAUGACUGCUACCAGUCCAAACUGAAAGGGGAACUGAUUCCCAAUACUCAUCCUCCAGAAACCAUAGCAGAUGGUGUCAAGUCCAGUAUCGGCUUAAACACCUGGCCUAUUAUAAGGGACCUUGUGGAUGAAGUCUUCACUGUCACAGAGGAUGAAAUUAAGUAUGCAACCCAGCUGGUGUGGGAGAGGAUGAAACUGCUUAUUGAACCUACUGCCGGUGUUGGAGUGGCUGCUGUGAUGUCCCAGCACUUUCAAACAGUUUCCCCAGAAGUAAAGAACAUCUGCAUUGUGCUUAGUGGUGGGAAUGUAGACUUAACUUGGGUGAAGGCGGCAGCGCCUUUCCAAUCUGUUUCUGUUUAACUUAUGCAAAAGAAAAGAUGAGAGUUAGUGUGUCUAGACACUGGGGAAAUCUGUUUCCUGAUGCUAUCAAUUCCUCAUCUCUCCUUAAAUUUCAAUAUCCUAA